AUGCUGCAACAUAAACCUCGGAAGGCGUGCGACUUUUGCUAUCGUCGGAGAAUCAAAUGCGACGGAAAAACACCUCAAUGCUCUAGUUGUGCAUUGCAUGGCUCAAUCUGCGUUUUCGAAGCCCCAAGUCGCAAGGCGCGGAGCAGGCGUCAGGACUCGAGCAAAGACUCUGAAGAACGCCUACGGUUGCAAGUAGAAAGCCUCCAAUCAAGUCUUGGCCAGGCGUUGAAAAGGGUCGACGAGCUUCAGAGCCUGGUACCGCCGGCAUUGAACAAGACUCCAAAUGUCCUAAAUGACAGUCUCCCUGGAGAAUAUCAUCAAGUUGAUUGGGUCCAAGAAGAGCCAAUUGGUAGUGAUGGACGCAUGCCACUACCGCCGCUUCAGGAAGUACUAUCUGCCGCGGAAGUUUACCUGACCACACUGAAUGCGAUCCUCCCCUUGUUCCACCCUGGUCGAUUACUGCAAAUGAUCAACAACUGGUAUGCGCAACCCGGUCGACAAGAGCGUAAAACGUGGGCAGCAAUCAACGUGGUUCUCGCUCUAGCGCACGGUCGUAUACCUCCCGAGGAAGCGAUCUUGAGGAGUGAGAAUGCGGCAUACUACCUGCACAAUGCUCAGACGGUACUUUCCGAGGUCAUUAUGGGUGACUCUGAUCUUGUCAACGUACAGAUCGUGCUCGGAAUGGUGUUGCUCUUUCAAGGCACCCGAGACCUCAAACCUGCGACGAUGUUAAUCGCCGUCGCUUUACGUCUUGCGCACGAGUUGGAUCUACAAACGCGAAGAUCCGAGUGUAUCGAACCUUCCCAGACAUUGGAACGGGCCCGAGUCCUUUGGAUAGCAUACAUACUUGAUAGGGACAUUAGCAUGCGCACCGGUCGGCCGCCCAUACAACGCGAGCGCGACAUUACCCUUGAGUGGCCGUCGGUCGAGCCCGAUGAUGGGGCUGGCAUGAUGCGCAACACCGACGGUACUAUCGCAUUCAACUUUUUUCGAUACCGAGUACAGCUUGCUCGAAUCCAAGGUGAAGUUUACGACUUUGUAGCGGCAACUCCUGCCGCGGGGACGAUGAACGACUACCAACGCAGCGAGGACAUAGUCCGUCUGAACUGUAUGUUGGACGAUUGGAUCUCUAGUAUACCGCCACCAUUCAAACCGAACUCAGUACUACACACCGAGCAACCAAACUUGUGCAGAAGCUUUGCAGUUCUCUACGCCACCCAUCUUGCCUGUCGGACCCAGGUUUACCGAGCCCACGCCAUGGACUCAGGUUGGAUGCAGACCCUGCGGAAUUUUGGCAAAACAGCUUCACAACAAGGACGUUUCAUUCCGGCACCCCUACCAACACCAUCAUUGCAAGAGUGGGAUAAACUGGUCGACGAGACCCGCGAGUUCAUGCGGCUGUUUUGGGAUGUGGAAAGAAGAGAUCAAGCCUUUAUCUGGAUGACCGCGUGCAACUAUGUCUCUGGAUCAGUCUGCUUGACGGCCAAUAUCAUGUUCAAGCCAUACCACGCCGCUGUGGAGUACGACAAGUCGUUGGUGAAUCUGUCCAUUUCCCUGUUGGACGACUUGAUACAUCAAACAGGGCACAAACCUCUGAAAGAUCUACAAGGUGCAUGUGAAGAACUCCUAUCUUAUGCUCGUGAAUUAUCGCCCGUGGGUUGACGUCUAAGAUACCCCUUUUUGGUUGUACUCGGCUCUGAUACAUAUCCACUACAUGUCGACGCCGUUCAGAGAUACCCUAAGCUGGAAUGAUGCUUGGAUCUCUUUCGCCCGAGCCUUGAGCUCGUCAACGUCCCAAUUCGCCCAAACGAACUUGUUCCUCAAAAAGGCAGCUUCGUCGGACGCGAUCCACACGAGAAAUUGAGCUGGUAAUUCGACUGUCAGGAAGAAGGGAAUGCGUCAGUACUACCUACGAAAGAAAGAAUUGUGCGGAGUAUGGGAGUACAAUAUACCUGUGUCGAAUCCCACCGGAAUAUUUGGAUUGAUCUCCGUGCCAACAAUGCCCGGGUGCAUGCUGACGACGUGGAUGUGCGUGUGCUCGGCCGCAUAAUAGUCGACCAUUUUUAGGGCGGCCGCUUUGGCGGCCGCGUAGGCCCAGACCCCCGGCACUUCCGGGAGAGGAGCCCAGUGACUGAUGGAACUUCCUAUGUUGAGGAGUUUUGCUCCCGGGGCGGCCAACGGCGUAAAGGCCUGCAAGGCGUUGAAAGAGCCCACGAGGUUGGUUUCGAAACACCUCCGAAUUUCAGAUUCCGGGUAGUCGAUCACGGAAGCCUCUUUUGGAAGGAUGCCGGCAUUGUUGACAAAGAUGUCGAUCUUGCUGUCGUCAGUCUCGGCGACAAUGGCACGCAGAGCACCUUCGAUGGAUGCACGAUCGGUGACGUCUCCCGUCUUCCAAACCACCCGAGUCGAAGGGCUGGCGGCAGUGAUUUCUGCCCUGGCGGUCUCUAGGCGAUCGAUUCUACGUCCUAUGAUGCCGACAGAUUUGGCUCCCGCUUGGGCAAAGGCGAUGGCCGCGGCUUUUCCGAUCCCCGUUCCUCCUCCCGUGAUGACGACGUUCUUGCCGGCUGCCGAGAGUUCGGGUCUCGUGGGAGAGAUGCCCGGGUAUGGACUGUUGUGCCAGGUCUUGGUGAAGGAGACGAAACUUUUCAAAGGAGGAGACGCCGCGUGAGAAGUCAUGGUGGUCGCGGCGGUGUUGAGUUGUAUUUUACUGUACAAGGUGGUAUGGCGGUUACAGGAGCAGAGGGAGUGUGUAUAUGUUUAGGGUCUUUAUAUAGCUCUUGCGAAUCCAUAAUGAUUGAUAAA
Molecule: messenger RNA, 2802 nt
Organism: Exophiala oligosperma
Lineage: Eukaryota; Fungi; Ascomycota; Eurotiomycetes; Chaetothyriales; Herpotrichiellaceae
Exons: 3
Coding region: 1-1662 (553 amino acids)
Biological process (GO): DNA-templated transcription; regulation of DNA-templated transcription
Molecular function (GO): DNA-binding transcription factor activity, RNA polymerase II-specific; DNA binding; zinc ion binding
Source: RefSeq, a predicted model, not a curated record